UUAUGACAAAACAUAGGGGCAAGAAGUGUAAUUAACGCAAAAAGAGAUAAAAGGGCAAAAUUUUCUCCAGAUCAAAUCUUCAGUAGUCUAGAACCUCUACAGAAGUUCGAUCUGAUCGUAUUUUUGCUGCAUAAACCCCAAUCAACAAUGCCCAUGACAGUGAUAGAAGUGGCAGCGCCGAGCCCAAUGAGGUACAUGAUGGGAGCAGCUGUAAUGAUGAUCGGUGUUGUAUUGCCUCUUGCUUAUAUGAUGUUUAGGAACAAGCGUGUUCCUUCCUCUUCUUCUUACUCUAAACAGACGUAGGAAUAAGGUUCUUAUAUAGAUUAUGGAGGCAUACUCAGAAUGAGCUUUUGGAAAAGAGAAACAAGGAGAAGAGCAGAGGUGGCAACUCAGCAAUUGUUGUAAAUGCAUUAACUUUCUUAUUUGGAUUGAGAUCUCUUGAACUAUAUUGUUAAUUUUUACUAAACUUUAGGAUUUUUGAUUCCCAGAGAUUAGACCGUGCUCUCCUUUCAAGGAUAUAGUUUAGCUUGGUAAUCACAAGUUGAAUAGAAAGAAAACCCACUACCGCUGUAUUAUUAUUAUUAUU
This is a messenger RNA of Solanum verrucosum, 586 nucleotides long. RefSeq lists its product as uncharacterized. NCBI's taxonomy places the organism in Eukaryota, Viridiplantae, Streptophyta, Magnoliopsida, Solanales, Solanaceae. The record is from RefSeq and is a predicted model, not a curated record. The transcript has 3 exons. Bases 148 to 303 code for a protein of 51 amino acids. Gene Ontology annotation, cellular component: Golgi apparatus.